Molecule: messenger RNA, 1796 nt
Organism: Aspergillus piperis CBS 112811
Lineage: Eukaryota; Fungi; Ascomycota; Eurotiomycetes; Eurotiales; Aspergillaceae
Exons: 2
Coding region: 69-1499 (476 amino acids)
Source: RefSeq, a predicted model, not a curated record
UUUGAAUCGCCAUCCCUCACAUCAAUCCUUCCACAUCUCUCUGUCUCUCACGACAGUCGGCAUACACAAUGGCAAAGGUAUUCCCAGCGGACAGUCCAUUGUGCAACCUCUUUGGCACUGCGCCAAAGAAGCCGACUCAAAAUGUCUUCGCAGAGCCAGAAUCGCCUCCCAAAACGAUCACAGACUAUCCCCAGCCUCGUGGUGACAGUCCCUACGCCACUCCUAUUAACUACAUCACAAUUGGCCGUACCACUUACGCUAUCCCCGAAUACUACGUCCUCAAAAUCCCCAACUUGAAAUUCGCCUACAUGAAGGAAUUCUCCCUCGAAGAAAUGUACGCCGACAUUGGACAUACAUUUAUCCACUAUCUUUACACCGGGGAAUAUCAAACUCUCGCCGCAUCUCCCAACACCCCUCCCUCCAAAGCCCGAGCUCGGGAAUUCAAACGCAGCGUGUACGCCUUCCACAUGGCUCAGCGACACCAGAUUCAGGGCCUGCUGGACCACGCACAGCGCUACAUGCAUACCUUCGUCGACUCCGUGUCAACACUGGAACUACUCAAGAUUGCACGGGAGGUAUAUGCUACUAUGUACACUGGUAGGAAGUGGUUUGAGGACUUCGUGUAUGAUCAACUUGCUGCAGCGUUCAAAGUCAGCGAAGAACAGUUCAGAAACGAUAUUCUGAAGUAUGGUGUGGGAAGCGAUGCAAAAUUCGAUCAGUUUUUACUGGAUCUCGUCUUGAAGAUCUACUCUGGUAGCAUUGCCAAGUUGACCAAGGCGACUACCAACGGCCCAGCAGCCAGCCGUGCUGCCUUCAUGUCCGACGAGGAUGCUUCUACUGAUCAAACAACUCUUGUAUCUGACAGCAAUGACACCAAGAGCGACCCCGAAGUUAGCGUGGAUUGUUCGGAUGACGGUGUCAAGGAUACCAAAACCGCCGACACCGUGCCAGAUCUACCAGAAGAGAAACCCAAGUCUCCAUCUCCUGCUCCAGCUUCACCUCUCUCGUUCGCCUUCCGGUCGCCGCAGCCAGUGAGGUAUCAAAGCUUUGCACCGGAACCAACUCCAUCAAAGACAGAGCCAAAGUCAGAGCCGGAACCCACACUAAAGGAGACCUUAAAGCCUGCGGCAUCUUCAAAUCCCGUUCCGGAAAAAGCGGCCCCAGUUCAUCCGGAGAAAGCUCCUCAGCCAGAGAAGACGACGCAGCCAGAGAAAGCAACACAGUCAGACGAAGAGAUACAGCCAGAGAAAGCCUCGUUCGAUAAGCCAGAUCCGAAUCCAAAAUUCACGCCACGGAGCGGAGCGCAAACACCAGAGGAUGCCCCCGGCGAUGAUUCGAGCCCCCGCAAGAAGUCAAAAAAGAAGAGGGGAGGCAAGAAGAAAUCCGGGAACUCAAAUACACCGUCGUCUGGCAACCCGAAUGCACCAUCGAACUCUGUUGCUGGCACACCCAGUAAGUGGGUUCCCAAGUGGAAGACAGAAUCAAUUUCGUUCUUGUAACGAUCACGAACGCUAGCGUCUGGACGAGCUCAACCGACGAUCUCACCAAAAUGUCCGAAAUGACUCACGAAGAAUUAAUAAAAUGUCCACUUUUCUAUGAGAUAGCGAUCCAAAGUAGUAUGCAGCAGUAAGCCGUCUGUCUAUGGUAUAGUUGGAAAUAGUGAUACAAGCAUUUUGUGCGAAAUGUGCAAAUCGCGCCCAGAAAGUGCAGGGCCACAGGCAACCGUUCUGCCUCUAGCGAUUCAUGUCAUCUUACGCAGUAGAUUAUUAUCAGGCAAUUUCCCGUUCCAUGGAUCC